Molecule: messenger RNA, 650 nt
Organism: Diprion similis
Lineage: Eukaryota; Metazoa; Arthropoda; Insecta; Hymenoptera; Diprionidae
Gene: RpL40
Product: ubiquitin-60S ribosomal protein L40
Exons: 3
Coding region: 146-532 (128 amino acids)
Biological process (GO): protein ubiquitination; translation; modification-dependent protein catabolic process
Cellular component (GO): cytoplasm; ribosome; nucleus
Molecular function (GO): structural constituent of ribosome; ubiquitin protein ligase binding; protein tag activity
Source: RefSeq, a predicted model, not a curated record
GAUUCGACCGCAAAGUGACGCACGUUAGAGGCCCGUUUAUCGAUAGUCUCGAACGUAAGAGAAACGGAUGUUGAAGCGCCUCUAACGGCGAAUCUUUCCGUUAAGUAGGCUUGCGACAAGCACGUUGUCGAAUCGGUGAGCCACGAUGCAGAUCUUCGUAAAGACCCUCACGGGCAAGACCAUCACCCUUGAGGUAGAGGCGUCCGAUACCAUCGAAAAUGUCAAGGCUAAAAUCCAGGACAAAGAGGGAAUCCCUCCAGACCAGCAGCGACUCAUCUUCGCCGGCAAACAACUCGAGGAUGGCCGUACUCUUUCAGACUACAACAUCCAGAAGGAAUCUACGCUUCACCUGGUGCUGAGACUCCGUGGUGGUGUCAUUGAACCCACGCUCCGUAUUCUUGCCCAGAAAUACAACUGCGACAAAAUGAUCUGCCGCAAAUGCUACGCACGACUCCAUCCCCGUGCUACCAACUGCCGCAAGAAGAAGUGUGGCCACACAAACAACAUCCGCCCCAAGAAGAAGCUGAAGUAGAUCUUUUGCCCAAUUCAUUUCUCCAGGCCAUGGGAAUUAUGGAAUCUGUACCAAACUAUGUAUCGUGCGCCUGUAUCUUUCUUAUUCUUGAUUCCAAUAAAAUCUAAGUGAUCAAUUA